AUGGUGAGCUUUCCAAGAACGAACCACUUCGUGAUCGUGUACGGUGGUGACUUCUUUUCGAAACGGAUGGCUUUUGCCCCGAACUCAAACACGAUUUUCUACAUACUUCCGACUUCUCGCAUUCUGCUGCCCAUACUGUCGGUGCACCCGAUGUCGUACGGAUGCUCAUUUUUCAUGCCCCUGAGCUAUUUGCUACUCACCAUUUGGAUUCUGGUCGCCUGUUACUUCGCCGCGAGCGUCACGCUAUUUUUUGGUCUCGUUACGAACGACGUAAUGUUAUGCGCUGUUUGGAUCUGGUAUGCUGUGGUGUUUGUGGUGCUUAUGUUGAUGCUGAUGAUCCUGCUUGCUUUAGUGUACACCUCCCGGAGACAAAGGAACAGAGUUAUCGUUGUUAUUUUGGGCAUGUUGUGGUAUAUACUAACAGUCUACUUCAUACUCGUUGUGAACAGUCAUCGCAAAGAACUGGUGAAAGCUAACAACUUGGGCGAGAAAAUUAUUGAUAAGUUA
Messenger RNA from Iphiclides podalirius (scarce swallowtail), 507 nucleotides. Lineage: Eukaryota; Metazoa; Arthropoda; Insecta; Lepidoptera; Papilionidae. The record is from the annotation of a GenBank genome assembly.